Molecule: messenger RNA, 618 nt
Organism: Plasmodium cynomolgi strain B
Lineage: Eukaryota; Apicomplexa; Aconoidasida; Haemosporida; Plasmodiidae
Exons: 2
Coding region: 1-618 (205 amino acids)
Source: RefSeq, a predicted model, not a curated record
AUGGACAAUAUUCCAGGGGAUGAUUGUUUAGGAUCACUACCAACAAAAUAUAAUUACAGAAACUUUGAUAAUGGAAUAGGAUCAUGUCCUGGAGAUGUUGUUGGUAUUUCAUCUGGCAUAACGGAAAUAUUUCGUCAAUUCGGUUUAAAUGAAAUGAUUUCUGAUAAAAUUCUAAGAGCUUUGUGUUAUGUCUAUGAUAAGUUUAAGCGUAAUCAGGUUGAUGACAGUAUCUGUGACUAUUUGUAUUAUUGGUUAGGUGAUAGGUUAAUAAAUAAUUUAAAAAAUAGAUACGAAUUUAAUGUAGUUAUUUAUAGACUUUUUGAUAUAUUUUAUAAAAAUAAUAAUUAUCAGUUUUGUUUUCCUCGAAAUACUGUUAUGGAUUUUGUAUAUUUUCAAAAAACUAAAUUAAGUUUUGAUUAUUUUAAAGAUUAUGAUAAAUAUAUACUGGAUUUAGCCAAACAUAACCGCUCUUGUAAAAAGAAUACAUUGAUUACUUUACAAUAUUUGUCGAUAAUUAUAAGCAGUUAUAUAAAGAGUGUAUUACAGAAUAUCAUGAGAAUAAAUAUUUUUGUAAACAAUUUCGUUCUUAUUAUAAACCUGAGAAGCACGAUGAAUUAA